Molecule: messenger RNA, 3069 nt
Organism: Drosophila miranda
Lineage: Eukaryota; Metazoa; Arthropoda; Insecta; Diptera; Drosophilidae
Gene: Esyt2
Product: extended synaptotagmin-1
Exons: 11
Coding region: 188-2818 (876 amino acids)
Biological process (GO): lipid transport
Molecular function (GO): lipid binding
Source: RefSeq, a predicted model, not a curated record
CAAUUUGAAAACACCGCUCACAAUGAAAAGUCGCUGAAAAUCGCUCGGGACAGACAGUUGAAAAAAAAUUGAAAAUAAAUUGAGUGUGGCCCUCAGAUCCAUAAAAUAUUUCAGUUGUCUUUUGGAUGCACGCACAUAAAUUACUCUCUCAAAAAAAUAAAACAUCAUAAAUAACUUACACAAGUGAAUGCGAAACACCACCCCCAACCAAAGAGCCACAACGAUGAGCGAUAACACCACAUCUGUGCCCUUGGCUGACUUCAUAGAACCGCCCAAUCCAACCGAAGACGAACCAUUCGUACCCCUGGCCGAGCCCAGAAAAAUGAACGAUACGCCCGUGGCAGCGGCUGCCACGCCCACGCCCACCACCGCCACCACCGCACCCAUCAGCAAUGGUACGCCCACGGAGGCGGCUGCAGCAUCGGCGGCUGCAACGACAACUGUGGCCACCAGCGGCAGCAGCGAGAACAGCAUCUUCUCCAUACUCUAUACGAUUGGGAAAAAGGUGGCCAUUGUGGGCUCCAUCUAUCUAGUGGGAUACAUGGGCUGGUCGGUGGCAUGGCUGAUAGCGCCGGUCAUCCUGUCCGUGGCACGCGACCAGCUGGGCAAGACCUCGGCGAAGAAGCGGGACAUAGCCAAGGCCUCGGCGCUGGCCUGCGAGAAGGAUGUGAUCCUGGCGCGAAUUGAUGAGCUGCCCGCCUGGGUGUAUUUUCCCGAUGUAGAACGAUGCGAAUGGCUGAAUAAGAUUCUGAAACAGGUCUGGCCGAAUGCCAAUCAUUUUACUCGCACGCUGGUCAAGGAGACCAUCGAACCGAAUGUGGCUCUGGCCCUGUCGAACUACAAGAUGAACGGCUUUCGCUUCGAUCGCAUUAUCCUGGGCACCAUACCACCCCGCAUCGGGGGCGUGAAGAUCUACGACAAGAAUGUGGACCGGAAUGAGAUCAUCAUGGACCUGGAUCUCUUCUAUGCCAGCGACUGCGACAUCAAUUUCUAUUUGGGUGGCAUGAAGGGCGGCAUCAAGGACUUCCAGAUCCAUGGUUGGGUGCGUGUCGUAAUGAAGCCCCUGAUCCGUUCGAUGCCCCUGGUGGGCGGUCUGCAGAUCUUCUUUCUGAACAAUCCGAAUAUCGAUUUCAAUCUGGUUGGUGUCAUCGAUUUCAUGGACAUGCCGGGCCUCAGUGAUCUGCUGAGAAGGAUCAUUGUGGAGCAGAUCGGCGCUGUGAUGGUGUUGCCCAACAAGCUGCCCAUUUCCCUGAGCGAAGAGGUGUCCGCGGUGGCUCUCAAGAUGCCCGAACCAGAGGGCAUUCUGCGCAUUCAUGUGGUGGAGGCCAAGGAUCUGAUGAAGAAGGACAUCAGUGUGCUGGGCAAGGGCAAAUCCGAUCCCUAUGCCAUCAUCAAUGUGGGCGCCCAGGAGUUCAAGACCCAGAUCAUCGACAACAAUGUGAAUCCCAAGUGGGACUACUGGUGUGAGGCGUGUAUUUUUACCACCAUAGGCCACUUAAUUGGGUUUUCUUUGUGGGACUAUGAUCAGACAAUGCCAGGUGUACUAAACGAUGAUGUAUUGGGCAGAGCCAGCAUCGAUAUAGCCAGCGUGAUCAAAAAAGGCGUUGUGGAUAGCUGGCUGACUCUAGAGGAUGCCAAGCAUGGUCUGCUGCAUGUUCGCCUGCAGUGGUACAAGCUAACCGCUGAUCCCAAUGAUUUGCAGCAGAUCCUGCUGGAAACCCAGCUCCUGCGGGUUACCUCCAUGAGCUCGGCGGUACUCAGCGUUUUCAUCGAUUCGGCCAGGCAUCUGAAGCAAGCUCGGUCCAGCUCCAAGCCCGAUCCCUAUCUGGUGUGCAGCCUCAACAAGCAGAAACAGCAGACGGCUAUGAUCAUGAGGGACGACUCCCCCGUGUGGGAGCAGGGCUUCACUUUCCUGGUCAGCAAUCCCGACAACGAGAGUCUGAACAUCAAGAUCUACGACCAGAAGACAGGCAACGAUAUCGGUCAAUAUACUUACACGCUGAGUACCCUGCUCAAGCAGUUCAACAUGGAGGUGAUCCAGCAGCCCUUCCAACUCCAAAAAUCUGGCCCUGAAUCCAAGCUCUAUAUGUCGCUGUCAUUGCGGAUAUUGAAACCGGGCGAAAUCGACAAGGAAUCCGAUGCUUUGGAGCAGGUGGCGGCCCUCACACGCAGCAGCUCUGUCAAGACACCCGAUGUGGCUGUGGUGGCACCUCCAACCUUCAAGGAUCCCCAAGCACCCAACAAACGCCAGUCCACAGAGUCACCCAUCAGUGAGGAGGAGCUUGCAGUGCCCAUGAAAAUCUCACCGGCUCUGUCUGCCUCCACGUCCAGCGAGAAGCCGAUUAGCGAGCUGGCCGCCUCGGUGUUGACCCAUCACUUCCCCGAGACGAGCUCGACGGCGGGCGAGCACGGCCUUGGACGCAUUCAGAUGUCCAUACGGUACAGUGCCCAGAGGCAGAAGCUCGACGUGACCCUGCACAAGAUCGUGAAGAUACCGCUGCGGGACCCCAGCAACAUACCCGAUCCGUAUGUGAAGCUGUAUCUGCUGCCGGGACGCACCAAGGAGUCGAAACGGAAGACGGGCGUGAUCAAGGACAAUUGUAAUCCGGUUUACGAUGCCUCGUUCGAGUACCUGAUUUCAAUAGCAGAGCUCAGGCAGACGGAGCUCGAGGUAACGGUCUGCACACAGAAGGGUUUUCUGUCCGGCAGCAGUCCCAUCAUUGGCAUGCUGAAAAUACCUCUGGACGACAGUGAGAUUACCACGCCAGCGGGUCUGAACACAUGGUUCGACCUGCAGCCUGAGAUGCGGCACGAGUGAAGUGAAGCAUCAAGCCGCGUUGCAGUCUCAUCCACACAACAGCACAAUCAAUCCACUCAACUCAACUCAAACAAGAACUAAUCACUUUUUUACCAAUUGCACUUGACGCCUUUUGUAUUUGUUGUGUAUAAUUUAUGUGUAUUAUAACCUUUGGUCGGGUCGAAACCAAACUAAAAUCUUUUAGUCGUGCCUCUACAUUUAUAACUAUCUAUUUAUUGUAGUCAAAUAAAUCGAACUGUGUUUUCAACAAA